This is a messenger RNA of Pelobates fuscus (common spadefoot toad), 8316 nucleotides long. RefSeq names its product chromodomain helicase DNA binding protein 8 (gene CHD8). The transcript is spliced from 38 exons. Gene Ontology annotation, biological process: chromatin remodeling. Gene Ontology annotation, molecular function: ATP binding; ATP-dependent chromatin remodeler activity; protein binding. The record is from RefSeq and is a predicted model, not a curated record. Bases 260 to 7300 code for a protein of 2346 amino acids. NCBI's taxonomy places the organism in Eukaryota, Metazoa, Chordata, Amphibia, Anura, Pelobatidae.
GGUACGCUGCGCUGCACAGCCAUGCUCCGUAUAGCCGGGACCAGCUCAUAAAGGGUCAAGUGCGGCCGGUACCCGGACAGGGUGACGUCACGAGUGAGACGGGGGGUUUGACGUCACGAUCUGGGGUCACAGGUUCCAAUUCUUCAGUUUCUCAGCUACUUGCUUCACUCAGCCAUUUAACUCCUUGCUUCCUCUCUCUGUGGUACUGGGGAAGGCAUCUGGCCUUCCCCAUUGUAUAAGUUCUUUAAACAGACCAGAUAUGGCGGAUCCAAUCAUGGAUUUAUUUGAUGAUCCAAAUCUAUUUGGCUUGGACUCUUUAACAGCAGAUUCUUUUAGUCGAGAUGGGCCGGACACAAUGGAUGAAGCAUUGGGCCUUGGCAGUGUUCUGGGGCCUUUAGAGCAGCUUACAACGGACAGAACAGAUCCUAGUAUAUUGCCCAGUACUGAUUUAGGUGUGCAUCGAACAGAUCCACCAGUUCUUCAAGAUGCUCCUAUUCCAGUUUCCACAGCAGAACCAGUUCUAUCCUCUCAGGUGACCACAAAUCCAGAACCUCUAAGCCAAGGGAACCCUUUUAUGGGUACUUCAAGUGGAACAGGGGCCCCAAAAAUUAUGAUCCUGAAAGCACCUGCAGGAAUGACUGUGAGUGGUUGCCCUGUUACACAGAUACAGACUCUGACUCCUGGCCAAGCAGGUAAUGGUGGAAAAGUGACCUUUGCCAAGGUGCUGACUGGGACUCCUUUGCGACCUGGAAUGUCUAUUGUAUCUGGGAACACUGUGCUUGCUAAAAUCCCUAACCAAGCGAUUGGCGGACAAGCAGGUGGAGUCAGACCUGUUCGCCAAUUGCUGCUUCAACCUAUGCGGACUACAACGACCACUGGAACAGCUGAUGUUAGCACAGGUGUGAAACCUGGAGUGACUUUGACCUCAGCACCUCAACAGGGUGAGUCAAAGCGAAUUACUCUAGUGUUGCAGCAGCAGCCAGCCCAGGCAGGUUCAGGAGUGCAACAGGGGCAACGUCAUGUUUUGCUAGGUGGGCUUCCAGGAAAGAUUGUCCUGCAAGGAAACCAGUUAGCAGCAUUGACUCAAGCUAAAACUCCUCAAGGACAGCCUGCCAAAGUGAUGACUAUUCAGCUACAGGUGCAACAGCAGCCAGGGGUUGCAGGCCAGGCACCUCAGAAGUUCCAGAUUUUGCAACAAGGACCAGGAGGUCUGACUAUUGCACCAGCUGGGCAGCAAACACAUGUUUUUAGUCAGCAAGGCACACAAAGGGUUUCUGUCCCUCUCAAAGUUGUUUUGCAACCACAGGCUGGCUCAUCACAGGGAACCACACAAGGAUUGUCAGUUGUAAAAGUCUUAAAUGCAAGUGAGGUUGCAAAUUUCACUGCUGGUCAAACUUUGGUCAAAGUUGGAAAUUGUACAGGUGGUGAAUCCCGUAAGCUGGACCAUCAGAAGAAGCAGGAGAAAGCGAAUCGUAUUGUGGCUGAGGCAAUUGCCAGGGCUCGAGCCCGUGGUGAGCAGAAUAUCCCCCGUGUAUUGAAUGAGGAUGAGCUGCCACGUGUCAACCCGGAAGAUGAUGAUGGGAGCAGUAGGAAGAAAAAGAAGAAGAGGAGUGAACCGGGGGAGAGGUCUAGCAGUGAUAAAAACAAAAAGAAACCAGGGAGCGGAAGCUCAAGAUCAAGAAGUAAAGCUAAAGCCAGUACAAUUACCCCCAUUGUUGGGAAGAAGAGGAAGCGAAACCCAUCUUCUGAUAAUUCUGAUGCCGAGUUGGUCCCAUCUCAGGCUUCUGCUGCAGAAGAAGAGGAUAGUGUUCAGAAGAGACGUUCAAAUCGCCAAGUCAAAAGGAAGAAGUAUACUGAAGACCUGGACAUUAAGAUAACAGAUGAUGAAGAUGAUGAAGAAGUGGAUGUUACUGGGAUUAUCAAAACUGAGCCUGUACUACUACCAGAACCCACUCAAAUUCCAGACAGUGAAGCAGUACCAUCAAUGCAAUUUUUUGUAGAGAACCCAAGUGAGGAAGAUGCUGCAAUAGUUGACAAGAUCCUGUCAAUGCGGUUGGCAAAAAAAGAGCUUUCUCCAGGAAUUUACAUUAAUGCUGAAGAAUACUUUGUUAAGUAUAAAAAUUACUCCUACUUGCAUUGUGAAUGGGCCACUAUUCAACAGUUGGAAAAGGACAAACGCAUACACCAGAAAUUGAAACGAUUCAAAACUAAAAUGGCACAAAUGCGACAUUUCUUGCCUGAUGAUGAGGAGUCAUUCAACCCUGAUUAUGUAGAGGUUGAUCGAAUUCUCGACGAGUCUCACAGUGUUGACAAGGACAAUGGGGAGCCGGUGGUUUAUUAUCUAGUGAAGUGGUGUUCGCUACCCUAUGAAGAUAGCACAUGGGAACUGAAGGAAGAUGUAGAUGAAGGAAAAGUUGAAGAAUUUAGACGCAUUCAGUCCCGGCAACCCAGCCUUAAACGCGUGUCCCGUCCAGCAGCGACCUCCUGGAAGAAGUUGGAGCUGUCACGCGAGUAUCAAAAUGGGAACCAACUGCGGGAGUAUCAACUAGAGGGUGUUAACUGGCUGCUCUUCAACUGGUACAAUCGGCAAAAUUGCAUCUUGGCAGAUGAAAUGGGUCUGGGGAAGACUAUACAGUCUAUCACAUUUCUUCAGGAGGUGUACAACAUGGGUCUGCGGGGACCCUUCCUAGUAAUUGCUCCACUCUCCACCAUCACUAACUGGGAGAGGGAGUUUGCCAGUUGGACACAAAUGAAUACAAUUGUUUACCAUGGCAGCCUGGCUAGUCGGCAAAUGAUUCAGCAAUAUGAGAUGUAUUGUAAGGACUCCAAGGGGCAUCUAAUUCCUGGAGCCUACAAGUUUGAUGCUUUAAUCACUACCUUUGAGAUGGUGCUGUCUGAUUGUCCCGAGCUCCGUGAAAUCGAAUGGCGUUGUGUCAUCAUUGAUGAAGCACAUCGACUGAAGAACAGAAACUGCAAAUUGUUGGACAGUCUGAAGCACAUGGAUCUGGAGCAUAAGGUGCUUUUGACUGGGACACCUUUACAGAACACAGUGGAAGAGUUAUUCAGUCUUCUGCAUUUCCUGGAACCCACUCAGUUUGCCUCUGAAUCAGAGUUCCUUAAAGAUUUUGGAGAUCUUAAGACAGAAGAACAGGUUCAAAAAUUGCAAGCUAUACUGAAGCCGAUGAUGCUGAGGCGACUGAAGGAGGAUGUGGAAAAGAACCUUGCACCAAAGCAAGAGACUAUCAUUGAGGUGGAGUUGACCAAUAUUCAGAAGAAAUAUUACCGAGCCAUCCUAGAGAAAAACUUCUCUUUUUUGACUAAAGGAGCCAGUCAAUCGAAUACCCCUAACCUGCUCAACACAAUGAUGGAAUUAAGAAAGUGCUGCAACCAUCCCUACCUCAUCACUGGAGCUGAAGAAAAGAUCCUUUCUGAGUUUCGGGAAGCAACCCCAGUGAUUCCUUAUGACUUUCACCUGCAGGCUAUGGUGCGCUCCUCUGGAAAAUUAGUGCUCAUUGACAAGCUGCUGCCUAAGCUAAGGUCUGGAGGCCACAAAGUUCUAAUCUUCUCUCAAAUGGUGCGUUGCCUUGAUAUAUUGGAGGACUAUCUGAUACAGAGAAGAUAUCUGUAUGAGAGGAUAGAUGGUCGGGUCCGUGGCAACAUGCGUCAGGCAGCCAUUGAUCGCUUUAGUCGUCCAGAUUCAGACCGUUUUGUGUUCCUGCUAUGUACACGUGCAGGUGGCCUUGGGAUCAAUCUUACAGCUGCAGAUACCUGCAUUAUCUUUGACUCUGACUGGAACCCUCAAAAUGACCUUCAGGCACAAGCAAGAUGUCAUCGUAUUGGCCAGAGCAAAGCAGUUAAAAUUUAUCGUCUCAUAACCCGAAAUUCAUAUGAGAGGGAAAUGUUUGACAAGGCCAGUCUAAAGCUUGGCUUGGACAAAGCUGUGUUGCAGUCAAUGAGCGGCCGAGACAAUCACAUGAGUGGGCCCAUUCAACAAUUUACAAAGAAAGAAAUUGAAGACUUGCUAAGGAAAGGAGCCUAUGCAGCUAUCAUGGAUGAAGAUGAUGAGGGUUCCAAGUUUUGUGAGGAAGAUAUUGACCAGAUUCUGCAGAGAAGAGCCACAACAAUUACUAUUGAAUCAGAGGGGAAAGGCUCCACUUUCUCAAAGGCUAGUUUUGUUGCUUCUGAAAACCGAACAGAUAUAUCACUGGAUGAUCCCAACUUCUGGCAGAAAUGGGCCAAGAAAGCAGAUUUAGAUCUGGAUCUUCUCAACAGCAAGAACACCCUUGUAAUAGACACCCCCCGCAUCAGAAAGCAGACUCGACACUUCAGUAAUAAGGAUGAUGACAUGGUGGAGUUUUCAGACUUGGAAAGUGAUGAUGAUGAUCGGCCACGAGCUCGAAGACAAGAGAGAAAGCAUGGCUAUGGGCGCACUGACUGUUUUCGCGUGGAGAAGCACUUGUUGGUAUAUGGCUGGGGCCGCUGGCGGGAUAUACUCACUCAUGGUCGCUUCAAACGUGGGAUGACUGAGAGGGAUGUGGAGAGGAUAUGUAGAGCAAUUCUUGUGUAUUGUCUUCUUCAUUAUCGGGGGGAUGAGAACAUCAAAAGCUUUAUAUGGGACUUGAUUACCCCAGCAGAGAAUGGAAAAGCCAAGCAACUACAGAACCAUUCUGGCCUGUCUAUCCCAGUCCCCAGGGGCCGCAAAGGAAAAAAAAUAAAAUCCCAGAGCAGCUUUGACAUACAUAAAGCAGACUGGAUUCGCAAGUACAACCCGGACACCUUGUUUCAGGAUGAAGGCUACAAGAAGCAUCUAAAACACCAGUGCAACAAGGUGCUACUGCGGGUCCGUAUGCUGUAUUAUCUCAGACAGGAAGUCAUUGGGAGCCAAGCCAUGAAGGUCCUGGGAGGUGUGGAUGCCAAGGAGAUUGACAUCUGGUUCCCUCAGGUAGAUCAGGUAGAGGUGCCAUCCAUGUGGUGGGACAGAGAGGCUGACAAAUCUCUUCUUAUUGGUGUCUUUAAACAUGGGUAUGAGAAGUAUAAUACUAUGCGUGCCGACCCUGCCCUCUGUUUCCUGGAUAAGGUGGGAGGACCUGAUGAGCAAGCCAUUGCAGCAGAGCACCAUGCUCAGGACUAUGCUGAGCUGCCUGAGACUGGAGACUUCGAUCGAGAUAUAGAGGAUCCAGAAUACAGACCACUGCAUGCUCAAAAGGAUCCUGAGGAUGAGAUGGACUCACUAAUGAUGGACGAGGAAAUAUCUGUUGUAGAUGGUGAAGAAGCAAUACCAAUGCCCAGUGGUAUGUUCUGGCCCCCUGGCUCUGCUCUAACUGCACGUCUCCGGCGCCUUGUUACGGCCUGCCAGCGCAGCUACAAACGCGAGCAGCUAAAGAUGGAGGCUGCAGAGAGAGGUGACAAGCGCAGAAAGCGAUGUGAAACUGCUUUCAAGUUGAAAGAAAUUGCCCGCAGGGAGAAGCAGCAAAGGUGGACACGUCGGGAGGCAUGUGACUUUUUCCGCGUGCUGUCCAGCUUUGGAGUGGAGUAUGAUCCUGACACACAGCAUUAUGAUUGGCAGAGGUUUCGCAGUCUGGCACGGCUGGACAAGAAAACAGAUGAGUCUCUUGUGAAAUAUUUCCAUGGAUUUGUGGCUAUGUGCAGACAAGUGUGCCGUUUGCCUCCAGCUGCUGGGGAUGAACCUCCAGAUCCAUCUCUUUUUAUUGAACCAAUCUCAGAGGAACGAGCCUCGCGAGCCUUGUUCCGUCUGGACCUACUGCGCAAGGUGCGAGAGCAAGUGUUGUGUCACCCUCUGCUCCCUGCACGAUUGUCACUUUGUCGACCGGACCCAGAGCUACCAGAGUGGUGGGAAAGUGGACGUCAUGAUAAGGAGUUAAUUGAAGGGGCAGCUCAAUAUGGGUUAAGCCGUACAGACCUUACACUUAUGCCAGAUCCUUCUUUCACUUUCUUGCGCUGUCGGCUCAACUACCUCCAGUCCAGGGGCAUGACUGGGCUUUCACGUCCUUCUACUCCCACCACUGUUCCUCCACAGCCUCCCAUAGACCUUCAGCCUUCACAACUCCUCUCUGUAUCUUCGUCUGUUAGUUCCUCUCCUGCUCCUCGCAGAUCCUCAUCCUGUUCGUCUUCUGAUUCAUCACAUAACUCAGAGGACUCCUCAGAUGAAAGCAAUGAGAGUAGAGCAGCCAAAAUAAAUGCAGGUGUACCUCACUCUCACCUCUUUGAAGAUGAGAGUCGGAUUUCUCUCACUGGAUCACCGGCUGACCUCACCACAGAGGACAGUGCACAGACCACUCUGGAAACACCACACAGUGCAGAAUGGCCAAAGGAUCGGGUUCUCAUCUGCCGUAUUGAACAAGUCUGCAAUGCAGUGCUAACUGGAAAAUGGUCAGCCCCGCGGCAGAUUUCUGACCCACCUAGUGACAGUGCAGACAGCAUGUCGCCCACCAGAGAAGAACAAAGCCCUGCUCCCUUCACACAUAUACGCCCAUCGCCUGACCCCAAGGAAUUUACCAUCAAAAUAAAAAGUGAGGAAGGUCUGAAGAUGAAAUUUCAGAAACACAAACUUCUUGGCAAUGGAGCACUGGAGUCCACACACCAUGUCCACAAGAAGAAAAGUAAAAAGAAGUCCAGUCAGGUGGAGCAUGAUAUGAAUGCCAGAAUUCCAGUGGUGAAUCAGCGAGAUGGCACCCUUUUGUUAGGAGACGAAGCUCCCCGACGUUGUCAACUUCAUGAAUGGUUAAACAGGAAUCCAGACUUCACAGUGGACCCUCGCUAUAUAAUGUUCAUGGAAGAUCGCAGAAAACGCAAGAAACACAGAAGCAAAAAAUCAAAAUCUUCUGCAUCACUUGGGAGUAGCAUGCAACCUCCACAUCAUCACAAUGGAAAGAAGUCUUCUGUUCCAGAGAGUACAUUUGAUGCCAGACACCUCCCAACAGCUGCUAAAAAGAGGAAGAAACGUCCUCCUUCAAAAUUAAUCCUCCCAUCUUCGCUACAUGGAGCUGGUGACUCUUCUCAUUCCUUUCCCUCAGACUCUCGGCCUGAGCCCACUCCUCAGUCCUUGCGACCUAUGUACGGGGGAGCAGGAGCUGCAAUACUUCACUCUUCAGAACUUGGAGGGUUAGGAUUACCCCGUUACCACCAACUGCAUGCAUCUUCUACAGGACGGAUGCAAGGAUCCCAUUUUAGCGAUGAUUUACCUGGCUAUGAGCCUCCCCAGCGACACUUACCUCUCAUUGAUGACCCCAUGAUGCCAGCAAACUGUUCCUCCAGUGAUGAUGAGCUGGACAGACCCUGAUGGAAUUCUCUGCUGUGGGGGACCAUAGACUACAUUACUGAGAACCUGGGCCAAAAUCCCUCUAGAAAGACGACUGUUAACACCUUCUCAUCAGAAGCCUGUUCUGUUUUUCUUUUUCCGUCUAAAGAUUUACUGAUGGGGUUUUUUUUCCAGCCCAAAGUCCCUGGAUCCUCUGCAAAGGAUUCUAGCUGGAUCAUUAUAGACAAGUAAAUAAGGCUCUGAAAUUUUUUUUUUGUUGUUUUCUUUUUUUACUUUUUGUUUUAUAUUAUAAAUUAAUAUUAUUAACUCUGUUGCUGGCACAGAAGAGGUUCUGGGACAUUUUUUGAGACGUCUUACAGUGCAAUGAGGCACUUCAGGGUCUGUAUAACAAUAUUUUUGCUCCAGUUAGGGAUCUCCACUAUUCUCCUAGCACUGGUGUGCAUAACUCCCAUAGGUCACUUGGUGUGGGGGUGUGGUGAUGAAGAGGUGUCGCAAAACGUGGAGGCACUGUACUUGUCUGCAUAAGGUUCAAAGCUUUGCAUAGCAGAGUUGAUGCAGAAUGAUUUCUGUGGGUGGGUAGGGACAUUUUCUGUCUUUGAGUACAUGCGGGACCUGUCACUGAGGAGCAGGUGAGUGCAGAGAGUAAGGUGCUCAUUGCAACCACUCUCCCUCCUUGGUCAUCUGAAAUAUGAAUAAAUUCCUUGAUUUAAUAUAUUGUCUCUUGAAAUAAACUGAUAAACAGGCAUCACUUUUCCUGUUUCAUAGAGCAUUGAGCCCCAUUCAGAUUCCUUGCACAAAUAAAUGAAUGCAGGCUGAAUUAUUCCCAAUGCCAUUUUUUUUUUUCAAUUAAAUAUCACAUGAAUUGAAAUAUGCGUUAUGAAUGCCUUUUAUUUCUGUGUAUGUAAUGUACAUCGAACUGUGUAAUGUAAACGAAACAUGCACCAAGCAGCCGCUUACCUAUAAUGUAUUUUCAAUUGUGUCCAAUAAUCUACACCGAGCUGUGCAAAUAAAUGCCUAGCGCAAUUUGCCAGAGCAAA